Molecule: messenger RNA, 2682 nt
Organism: Paramisgurnus dabryanus
Lineage: Eukaryota; Metazoa; Chordata; Actinopteri; Cypriniformes; Cobitidae
Source: RefSeq, a predicted model, not a curated record
GUAAACGCAGUUCCAACGGCACGGACUUUCAAACUGGAUUCCCAGUACGGUUGUUUGUAGUUCGGUUGCACGGACGUCUGCCGUUUCAAGAUUUUAUUUCUGUAUUUCUUUUCAAGCUUUAAGAUUGUGAUCGAAGGCAUCGAGGUGAAGUCUUCCUGGUGCAAAUAUGGAAAGGGGCUCUGCUGAUACAUACACACUGGAUUGCCCAAAUCAUGUCAUAGAGUCUAUAGAUGAUUUCUUGGACCUUAAAGAUAAUGCAGAUCAGUGGUUUGAUUUAAAGGCAGCUCCUCAGACUGGUGCCAUGGAGCAGCUCAUCACGCCUUCACGGACAACAAAGCCUUUUGCUGAAACCCUUGAUGACAGGCCCAAAGCUAUGGUAGCUCCUAUGGUCAAACAAGGGGAGACCAUGAUCUCAGAAAGCACAUCUGCAAAUCCCCCAUCUAAUAUUGUCACAUCAUGGGGGAACGGCAGAACUACUGCGGCGCCUGCUCAGAACCAUAAAGCUGUUCCUGCUCAACCACGCAGAGUAUCAAAACGGCCUGUGCCCAAAAACGAUAAGCCCACAGCUCCUACAACACCCCCUGCUGUUAAAAAAAGAAGAGUUGUACCAGCAGCCACGGCAAGGAGAGUUGUUAAGCGGCGAAGAAGCUCAACAUCCAGAUCAGCUCGACGCAGCAGUGCUGUGAGGAACAGUGUAAGACUGAGGAACAAACCUGUUGCAACAAAGACCUCAGCUGCCAUCUCACAUGAUGUGUCUGCCCAUAAUGCCACCCAACAGAAAAGCACAGAACAGCAGGAGAUGGAGCGCAUUGAAGCUCUUCAGAAAGAGGUGGCCGAACACCGGCGGAAGAAUGAAGCUAGCUAUAGGGCUGCACUGGCUGGUAGCCAGCCACCGAAAAAGCAAGUUUUGUCCACCACCAUUCCCAAAGAGUUUAACUUCCGUUCAGAUGCCAGGCUGAAGAACCACACGGAUGGAUCUUCUAUGGAAGACCACACUUACAAGGAAAUGAACUUCAACUCUCAGCUCCGCAAACACCCAUCUUCCCCCUUGAAGGCUCCAAAGGGAACAACCAUUCCCAAACCCUUCAACCUUUCCAGAGGCAAACGAAAGCUAGAGGAGGCAGGCAGCUACGUGCCAAUGGCCCAGCAGAUUGAGCAGUUCGAGAAACGAACACCCACCCGUUAUCACCUGCGCAGCAGGCAGACCCAGGAGAGAGGACCAUCACCAGUAAAGACUGAUAAACUGAAGAUCACACACCCUAAAACUCCACAGCUGAUGACUCGUCAGAGGCAUCGGCCCACCACGAUGAAAAGCACUGCGGAGAUUGAAGCCGAGGAAGCAGAGAAACUGAGGCAGUUUAAAUUUAGGGCGCUAGAACUCAACCGAAAAAUUCUACAAGAGGCUAUUGUACCCAAAAAGCCAGCGGUUAAGGAAGCCACUCGACCAGAGGGCUUCCAGCUUGAGAUCGAGAAGCGCCUUCAUGAGAGACAUGCUAACAAAAAGCCUGAUGAACCAGAGGAUCACACUUUCCAUUCCAGACCUCUUCCAACCCGAAUUCUGGAGGAAGUUGUGGGUGUCCCUGAGAAAAGGGUGCUCAAUCCAACUGUACCCGAAUCCCCAGCGUUUGCUCUUAAAAACAGAGUGCGGAUUGAAAAGAAACCGGAAGAGGAGAAGCCUCCUGCUCCGAUUAAGGCACUCGCUGUGCCCCAUUUCCUACCCUUCCAGCCCAAAAUUCCAGUUAAGAGCCAGUUGGAAAUGUGCCCAUUUUCAUUCGAGGAACGUGAGCGGGAGCGAAGAGCAAUGAAGGAGAAGAAAUUGGAGGAACUGAGAAAUGAAGAGGUGCCAAAAUUCAAGGCCCAACCCCUUCCUGACUUCCAUGAAGUACACCUACCUGAGAAAAAGGUACUGGAGCCCACCAAACCUGCUCCAUUCAAGCUGAUGGCUGAUGAACGAGGAGCAGUGAAAGGUGAACGCUGGGAACAGAUGAUGAGAGAGGAAUUGAAACAUCAGGCUGAAGCAGCUUGUUUUAAGGCUCGACCAAACAUGAUUACCCAUAAGGAGCCUUUUGUACCAAAGAAGGAGAAUCGGUCCAUUCUGGCCAAUACUACUAAUUCUGCAGUUCCAGAGGGUUUCCAGUUGUUGACAGAACGGCGGGCAAAGGAACGUUUGGAGUUUGAGAAGGAGUUGUGCGAGAAGGAGGCGCUGAAGGCUCGCAUGGAGGAGGAACGUGCUAGAGAACAAGAAGAACGAGAAAAGGAAGAGAUUGCAAGGCUACGGCAGGAACAGGUGCACAAAGCCCAGCCAAUCAAACAUUACAAGCCUGUGGAAGUGAAAAAGAGCGGGGCGGCCCUUACAGUGCCACAAUCUCCCAAUUUUUCAGAUCGUUUCCGCAUGUAAAAUGCAUUACAUCGACUUAAUUGUACAUACUUGUUUUUUAUAUGUAUUGCUUUUUAUUAGACCCUUUGCAAUACGGACUAUUCAAAAUUUCGUAUACCAGGUUUUUCUUUCCUGUGGCUUACGUUUAAGCCUCCUAUGGUUUGUUAUUUUAUUUUUUAGCCUAGAUAAUAAGCUUUUACAAGGUUUGUGAUGUCCGCCUAUAAUAGAUAUUUCAAUUUUCUCUGUAUAUGCGAUAUAUUUUUCUGUCCUUUUUAACUUUUCUUCCAUUGCUUAUAAUAAAGAAA